Molecule: messenger RNA, 1770 nt
Organism: Ustilago hordei
Lineage: Eukaryota; Fungi; Basidiomycota; Ustilaginomycetes; Ustilaginales; Ustilaginaceae
Product: putative purine permease
Exons: 1
Coding region: 1-1770 (589 amino acids)
Biological process (GO): xanthine transport; transmembrane transport
Cellular component (GO): membrane; fungal-type vacuole
Molecular function (GO): xanthine transmembrane transporter activity
Source: RefSeq, a predicted model, not a curated record
AUGCCUUCAAAACUCGCCACCGUGACCACUCAACCCUUUGCUCAUCCUGAGCCAUCAACCUCUUGGCCAUACGAUUCCGACGUGCCCAGCUCGUCACACCGCAGCCCUCGCCAGCGUCUUUGCCGAGCAUCACACAGGCUCAGCACCCGCCAAGGCUGGCUUGGGGAUUACAAUUUUGCCGCCUUCUGCCUACCUCGCUUGUUCCCCUGGAAACCAUCAUCCAAGCUCAAUGGCGGAGCAGCAGAAUCACCCUUCUACGGCGUACACGAUGAUCUUCCCAUAGCAGUGGCUAUGAUCUGCGGCCUCCAACAUGCGCUCGCCAUGCUUGGAGGAAUGAUCACUCCGCCGAUGAUCAUAGCUUCUUCUUUGAAUCUUUCUGGCGAGACAUCGGCAUAUCUCAUUUCGGCAAGUCUCAUCACAUCAGGAAUGAUAUCGGCUGUGCAGCAAUCUGCGGUACCGCUUCCCUUCCUAGGUGGUAGGCAGUUGGGAACAGGACUGCUCAGUGUAGUCGGCACCAGUUUCACCACUCUCUCCGUCACCACUAGCAUUUUCAACAAUCUCUAUGCGGAAGGCGUUUGCCCUUCGAACCCGGACGGCAGCAGAGCGGCCUGUCCAGACGCAUACGGUUAUCUCCUCGGCACAGCAGCUAUGUGUGCUCUGCUCGAAAUUGCACUCUCCUUCUUACCACCCCGGAUAUUGAAACGAAUGUUCCCACCCAUUAUUACCGGCACGGUGGUAGCAUUCAUCGGAAUCAAACUCAUCGGCGAAUCCGCGAUCCCUUCUUUUGGUGGUGGUGCUUCUUGUCAUGGCACUGACACUCUCUGUCUUGGCACUGACAGUAGGGCCUAUCUCUGGGGCGACGCACACUACUUAGGACUAGGCUUUUUGGCAUUUAUGACCAUAGUCAUUGUCGAAAUAUUCGGCAGUCCUGCGAUGCGCAACGCAUCCAUCGCCAUCGGGUUGCUUUUCCCCCUCCUCAUCGCCGGACCAUUGGGAUACAUGUCUUCAGCACCCAUUGACUCAGCCCAACCGAUCACGUUUUUAUGGGUGGAAACGUUCAAGCUCCACAUCCAUGGUCCUGCCGUUCUUCCCCUUCUUGCAGUCUACAUCUCGCUAAUGAUGGAAUGCAUCGGCGACGUAACCGCAACUUCCGAAGUCAGUAAAGUCGAAGUAGACGGCCUUGCAUACGACCGUCGCAUUUCCGGUGGAGUCCUGGUCGACGGUCUAGCUGGAGUGUUCUCCGCCUUAUUCACCGUCCCACCCCUGUCGGUGUUUGCACAGAACAAUGGUGUGAUUGCGAUCACAAAAUGCGCCAAUAUUCAGGCCGGUAGAUGGUGUUCCUUCUGGCUGAUUCUUUUUGGGAUCAUUGGGAAACUCGCUGGUUGUGUGAGGGCGAUUCCACAACCUGUGCUGGGUGGUGUGCUGUUGGUUCUGUUUGGGUCAAUUGCAGUUUCGGGGUUGAAAGUAUUGCAGAAUGUGACGUUUACAAGGAGGAAUAGGUUUAUUCUGGCGAUCAGCUUUGCGUUCGGGUUCGGGACACUGUUGGCGGACGAUCUGUUCAGUAAUCUCUUCACGUAUAGGGGUGGGAACAAGGCAUUGAGUGGAUUUUUGGAUAGUGUGUUGAUUGUUAUUUCAACGCCGUUUUUGAUCAGUGCGAUUGUGGGGAUGGUUGCGAAUGCCGUACUGCCGUUGGAUGAGGAGGAUAGGAGGUUGCUAAGGGUGGAGCAGUCGCCGAGGGAGUCUAGUUCCGAGGAGAAGCUUUCAGCAUAA